Molecule: messenger RNA, 720 nt
Organism: Pichia membranifaciens NRRL Y-2026
Lineage: Eukaryota; Fungi; Ascomycota; Pichiomycetes; Pichiales; Pichiaceae
Exons: 1
Coding region: 1-720 (239 amino acids)
Biological process (GO): GPI anchor biosynthetic process; protein O-linked glycosylation via mannose
Cellular component (GO): endoplasmic reticulum membrane
Molecular function (GO): dolichyl-phosphate beta-D-mannosyltransferase activity
Source: RefSeq, a predicted model, not a curated record
AUGGCUGGCGACAAAUACUCCGUUAUUCUACCAACAUACAACGAAAAGGAGAACCUUCCUAUUAUCACCUAUCUUAUUGCCAAGACCUUCACGGAAAACAAGCUCGAUUGGGAAGUUGUUAUAGUGGACGAUGCUUCUCCAGAUGGAACCCAGGAGGUUGCUAAACAACUCAUUAGUGUUUAUGGCCCUGAGCACAUUCAAUUGAGACCACGUGCAGGCAAGUUGGGUCUUGGUACCGCAUACAUGCACGGUUUGAAGUUUGUCACCGGUAACUUUGUCAUUAUUAUGGAUGCCGAUUUUUCUCAUCAUCCGGAAGCAAUCCCCGAAUUCAUUAAAAAGCAGAAAGAAGGCAACUACGACAUUGUUACGGGUACCAGAUACGCAGGUGACGGUGGUGUAUACGGCUGGGAUUUGAAGAGAAAACUUAUCUCCAGAGGAGCAAACUUUUUGGCCACUGUUGUUUUGAGACCUAACGUUUCGGACCUCACAGGUUCAUUCAGAUUAUACAAGAAAGAUGUGUUAGCAAAGAUCAUUGAAGCAACCAAGUCCAAGGGUUACGUUUUCCAAAUGGAAAUGAUGGUCAGAGCAAGAGCUUUAGGAUUUACCAUUGCUGAGGUGCCAAUCUCCUUUGUUGACAGAAUAUACGGUGAUUCCAAGUUAGGUGGAGAUGAGAUUGUUGGUUACCUCAAAGGUGUCUGGACGUUAUUCACCACCGUUUAA